AUGGCUCCCUCAAGGGCAAAGGCAACGACCUUGCCAUUCCUCCUCGCCAUGAUAUUUGGCGUAUUGCUGUGCAUUCUCGCAGCACCAGCCCAGGCCUCUUCCCCAUCACAACCUUCGCCAUCGGAGGAUGUUGAGCUCAUCUGCCACACCUCCAACCCAGACGAAUGUUAUCCCCGCGUGUUUCAACCAACGGACGAGUUCCAGACCGUUCGCGAAGACCAGGAACUCCCCAACGGCCUCCACGUCCGCCUCAACAUCUGGACGGGCGAGAAGGAGGCCAAGAUUAAUGUUCCCGACGAGAUCGAUCCCUCGCUGGAGGGCCUGUCUGUGGAACAAGCCGUUGUCGUGGUGGAUCCUCAAGAGCCCGACGCCCCUCCUGUCCCCAGAGGCGCGCCGAAGUAUGAGACAGCGGGCAAGAUCAAGGAGCCGAAACCGGAAUUUGAGGCGGAGCCUUUUUUCCAGGCCGUGAAGAUGUUGAAGAGCGGCGGUAGCCACGAGGGCAAGGCGUUUGAUGUCGCGUUGGAAGGGAUGGAGGACCUUUCUCACGACAUCUACUACGGUCUUAAGAUUACCGAGGACCCGGCCGUAUUGAAGGGGUUGUUCUGUUUAAUGGCUGAUCAGGGAGUUCCCUCGACCGAUGGCGCCACCCCUCGGGACCAGCAAGCGGCGGCCAUCCUCGCCGGCGCGCUGCAGAACAACCCGACUGCCCUGAAGGAGGUAACCAAGGAAUGGUCGAACAUCAUGGAGUUCAAAUGCCCCCAGAAUGGCAAGCCUUUGAGCGAGACCUUCUACUCCAGCUUCAUGCCGUCCAACCCCGUUACUGGCGAGGACGCAAAACUCCCCGCCUCCAAGGCCAAGGCCAAGGUGGCCGCCAUCAACGGCCUCAUCAAGAGCGACUCCGUCAGGGCCGACUUCCUGAAGAGCGCCGGCAUGCGGAACCUCCUCGAGGUGCUGGUUCCCGAGGGCAAGGAGUGGGCGACGGCGCAGCGAAAAGUCGGCCAACUAGUCCUCGACACCUUCCUGGACGAGGACAUGGGCGCGAAGCUGGGCCAGUGGCCUAACACGCCCAAGUCCAGCGAUGCCCAGUGCAGCACGGCCGACGGCCAGACGGACGAGGGCUGCUGGGACUACCACGUGGAAAGGAUAAUGAAGGCGAACAAGCGGGACAGCGGCCACUGGAGCAAGGACCUGCAUAACCGGCUGGCCGUGGCACGAAAGAGCGGGAAGGUUGCGCCUAGCUCAACCAUCCUCCCCUUCACGCCGCUGAUCCUCCUCCCCGCGCUCUCGCACCUCGCGUCCGUCUGCGCGCACUGCCUCAAGCCCGGCACGCCCCGUGCCUGCUCGCGCUGCCACGCGGCCGCCUACUGCGACGCCGCGUGCCAGAGCGCCGCCUGGUCCGCCGUCCACUCCAAGGAGUGCAAGGUCCUGCGCCGCGUCGCCGCCCAGGGUCGCCCCGGAUUGCCCACGCCUGUGCGGGCCGUCGUGCAGGCGCUGUUGAAGAGCGAGAUUGGGGAUGCCCUGCAGACGCUCGAGGGUAAUGUUGAGGCGUGGAGGCAGAGUGGACGUUGGGCGGACAUGGAGAUGAUGGCCAUGGGCGCGAGUGCCUUUGCGGGCUUGGGGACCACGCAAGAGAAUAUCCAGAAGGCGGUUGGGCUGCUGUGUAAGAUCCAGACGAAUGCGUUUCAUAGAUACGACGCAGAUCUCGGCCAGGUGGGUAUCUUUCUGGAGCCCACACUCGCCAUGGCCAACCACUCCUGCAUCCCGAAUGCCAUGGUGCAAUUCAUCGGGAGAAAAGCAAUCCUCAGGGCAGAGUCGCCGAUUCAAGCUGGGGAUGAGAUUCAAAUUUCUUACACAGACUACACAUAUCCGUUAUCCAAGCGAAGAGAAGCGCUGUCUCCAUACAACUUCACCUGCCAAUGCCCCCGAUGUUCAAGAGACUUGAACAUUUAUCAGGUGUGCGCCCUGUCUCCUAACAUCGACUUGAACCUUGCAAGUCUGGUAUCCGACCUAUCCAAACUCCGACGCCACCCAGCAACCACGAGCGAUAGUAAAGCAGCGCUUGCAAACAAAUACAGUGAGGAUGUGGUCGAAAUAAUUGACUCGAAAGAAACUCCAAGCUUGCUUGAUGAACGCCGAAGAUAUUUGCGAAUCCAAUAUCGAAAAUGCCAGCCGCUUGUCCGCGAAGGGUUUUGGGGUGUGUCGCCGCUGCCCCAGGUGCUGACCGAGAUAUCCAUCUACUAUGCAGAGGAAGGCAAUUUUGUGUACGCCUUGGCCACAGCAUGUUAUGUGGCCACGUUCUGUGACCCAUACCGAUACGUGGCUCCAUUUCAUCCUGUUCGGGCGAAGGGUCUCUUUUUGAUCGGCAAGUUGCUUGCCAACACAGCGGCUGAUACAGCUGCCCUGAGCGCUUCCGUCAAGGCCAUGGUAUCCAAAGGGAAUUUCGACCAGAAAGCCCUUCAGGCUCUGCAAGAAAUUGACCAAGUAUCCUUGUGUCAGAUGUUGCUUCACAUGAUCAUCCAGCAGACACCCGAAGGCUAUGUUGAAGAGUGGGAGCUCUCUGUCUCAGCAAGGGAAAUGCUAAGCGACAUCGACCAGUUGCCGGGCCGGGAUCAGGAACUUUCACUUAUCAAUGCUUGGAGACAAGAUCCAAGCAGUGAUCAGUCCCGUGCAUUUUUCGACUAUGCCGUUCUCAAGCAGAUCGAUGCUCUGGCGAGCCUUGGCCAUGAGAUUUUCAUGACCGACUUUGGCGCGUAG
This is a messenger RNA of Ilyonectria robusta, 2754 nucleotides long. RefSeq lists its product as uncharacterized. Gene Ontology annotation, cellular component: endoplasmic reticulum; nucleus. The transcript has 4 exons. The record is from RefSeq and is a predicted model, not a curated record. Gene Ontology annotation, molecular function: protein binding; adenyl-nucleotide exchange factor activity. Bases 1 to 2754 code for a protein of 917 amino acids. Lineage: Eukaryota; Fungi; Ascomycota; Sordariomycetes; Hypocreales; Nectriaceae.